Fragaria vesca subsp. vesca is the source of this 3105-nucleotide messenger RNA. RefSeq lists its product as uncharacterized. NCBI's taxonomy places the organism in Eukaryota, Viridiplantae, Streptophyta, Magnoliopsida, Rosales, Rosaceae. The transcript has 3 exons. The record is from RefSeq and is a predicted model, not a curated record. The coding region runs from base 1 to 3105 and encodes 1034 amino acids.
AUGGGAGACGAUUCAGUGGACGAAAUCACUAUCACCAACUUCGCCGACGCUGGUUGUGCGAUUAAAGACAUUCAGAAGUAUUUACAGGAUCAUUCGAAACUUGUAGCUGACCAAUUCGAAAUCUUCCGACAGCAGACACAAGAUUUUGUGAGAGAAUCAGUGCAAGAUGCAACAGAGGAAAUUCGACAAUUAAUUUUGCAGAUGAACGUAAAUCCAAUAGGAGAUGCUCAUCGCACCAACGGAUUUGCCGGAGGUCGUGGACAUCGCCGAGAACGCCACAUGGGAAUUGAUGAUCAACGCGCUAUGGGAUUCGCCCGUAGACGUGGCCAUCAACAAGGAGGUCGACGUAUCGAAGGGUUUGAACGUGACCAAGACUUUGAAGAAACCGCACAACGAGAACUCAUUGAAUUUGCCAACUUCAAUGAAAGGGAACCUACUUAUCAACGAUGUCAAGGAGGCGAAGACUUUAAGAUUAAGGCUGAUAUCCCUAACUUCACUGGAAAUUUAAAUGCUGACGAGUUCUUGGAUUGGCUAAUGGAAGUUGAGAGGUUAUUUGAGCUUAUGGGAAUCGCUGCAAACAAGCGUGUGAAGUAUGCAGCUUAUAAACUAAAAGAUGAUUAUGAGCAAACAUUAUUUGAGCAGUACCAAGAGGUUUCUCAAGAGAACAGAUCAGUCCAGGACUUCACAACCGAUUUCUAUCGGCUUGUAGAACGAAACAAAUUGACAGAGACUAAAGCUCAACAAGUUGCAAGAUAUAUACGGGGAUUAAAUCCUCAAAUUCAGGACAAAAUUGGGUUGCUUACAUUCAAGGAUGUUGGAGAAGCUCACAAAAUGGCCUUGAAAGCUGAAAAGCUUGCAAAAAGCACCAUUGCAACAACAAAUAACAGACGGAGCUGGAAUGACACAGCAACUUUCAGCAGAACCAAAGAAAGCAUUGCAACCAAGCCUCUUAGUAUUUCCAACAAACCCAUAGAGGUGGCAGCAAGCAAACCAGGGCACAUCUCCAGUCAAUAUCCUCUACGGCAAACUGAAAAGGCUGAAAGGACUGAAAAGCGUCUUGUUAACUUCAUAGAAGGAGAUGAUGAACAACACGAAGAAGAAGAAGAAGACGAGGUGGUGGAGGAAGCAGAAGAAUAUUCUGGUGAUGACAGGGAGUACAAUUUAGUUACUCAACGGCUUGUUAACUUCAUAGAAGGAGAUGAUGAACAACACGAAGAAGAAGAAGAAGACGAGGUGGUGGAGGAAGCAGAAGAAUAUUCUGGUGAUGACAGGGAGUACAAUUUAGUUACUCAACGGCUGUUGUGUUCAACAAAACAAGAAAACCAGCGACAUAGUAUCUUUCGGAGUACAUGCACUAUCAAAGAAAAACCUAUGUCAUUGAUAAUAGACAGUGGAAGUUGUGAGAACUUCGUCUCAAAGAAAGUGGUGGAACACUUCAACCUUCUUACUAUGAAACAUAGAGCUCCAUAUGCCAUUGGAUGGAUCAAGAAAGGCCUAGAAGUUCGCAUCACCGAAACAUGUAAAGUGUCAAUUUCAAUUGGGAAAUUCUAUCAAGAUGAAGUUGAAUGUGACGUGGUAGACAUGGACGCCAGCCACGUACUUCUAGGCAAACCAUGGCAGCAUGAUGUCAACACUAUCCACAAUGGAAGAGAAAACACAGUAUCGUUCAUAUGGGAAAAACACCAUAUUACUUUGAAGCCUAAGACCAAGCCUACAAAUCUGGUUUCACCAAAAGAGUCUAACUUUCUUAUUGUUGCUGAACCUUGUGAAAAGGUGGAAGAACUUGUGAAGGAUGCAGAAGCUAUUUAUCCUUUGGUGGUUAGGGAAGUAAUGGUGGCUGAGGACAACAAAGAGGAGAAGAAAAUUCCAAAAGAAGUCCAGCAAUUACUGCAGGAUUUUGAAGAAUUAUUGGCUGAUGAUCUUCCAAAUGAACUACCUCCUAUGCGAGAUAUCCAACACCAAAUCGAUCUUGUCUCUGGAGCUAGUUUACCUAACCUCCCUCAUUAUCGGAUGAGCCCUAAGGAGAACGAGAUACUUAAAGAGAAAAUUGAAGAGUUGCUACGAAAAGGACACAUUCGAGAAAGCAUGAGCCCUUGUGCAGUGCCUGUUUUGUUAGUACCAAAGAAGGAUAGGAGCUGGAGGAUGUGUGUGGACAGCCGUGCAAUCAACAAGAUCACAAUAAAAUAUCGGUUUCCGAUUCCUCAACUUGAAGAUAUGUUGGAUGUCCUAGGUGGCUCAGUAGUAUUCUCUAAAAUUGAUCUGAGAAGUGGAUAUCAUCAAAUUCGAAUCAAACUAGGCGAUGAAUGGAAGACGGCAUUCAAAAGCAAAGAUGGGCUUUACGAAUGGUUAGUCAUGCCGUUUGGAUUAUCUAAUGCACCUAGUACUUUCAUGAGAGUGAUGAAUCAAGUCCUGAAGCCUUAUAUUGGGACAUGUGUGGUAGUAUACUUUGACGACAUACUAAUCUACAGCAAGAGCAAGGAAGAACACUUGCAACAUCUGCGUAAAGUUCUUGAAGUUCUCCAAGAAAAUAAGUUGUACGUGAACUUGAAGAAGUGCAGUUUCAUGACCAAGAAGCUUCUGUUUUUGGGUUAUGUGGUUAGCUCAGAAGGUAUAAAUGUUGACCAAGACAAGGUGAAAGCAAUUCAGGAAUGGCCUACACCUAAAACAGUUGGUGACGUACGAAGUUUUCAUGGAUUGGCAACCUUCUAUCGCCACUUUGUGCCAAAUUUCAGUGCUAUCACUGCACCAAUAACCGAAUGUAUGAAGAAAGGCAGAUUUCAAUGGGGUGAAGAACAUGAAAAGAGUUUUGCCAUGAUUAAGUACAAGUUAAGCACAGCACCGGUACUAGCUCUGUCUGAUUUUGACAAGAUUUUUGAGAUAGAAACUGAUGUUUGUGGGGUAGGAAUAGGGGCUGUCUUAUCUCAAGAAAGGAAACCAGUGGCGUAUUUUAGUGAGAAGCUUAAUGAAGCUAGGCAAAAGUGGAGUACAUACGACCAAGAGUUCUAUGCAGUUGUUCGGGCCUUGAAACAGUGGGAACAUUAUCUUGUGCAGAGGGAAUUUGUGCUAUACACUGACCAUCAAGCCUUGAAAUACAUCAACAGUUAA